Messenger RNA from Amoebophrya sp. A25, 167 nucleotides. The record is from the annotation of a GenBank genome assembly. Lineage: Eukaryota; Dinophyceae; Syndiniales; Amoebophryaceae.
AUGCCAGCGACCACCACGUUCACGGACCAUAACGGCAACACAACAAUUUUGCAGCUCCCUGCGACGUUCGGUCCGGGCGGCACCGUGCAUUACCAUCUUGGUGGCGCGUCGGUCAACGGCAUUCAGGGGACGGCAACAAUUUCUGUGCCAGGAGCGGCGCCUCUGAU